Molecule: messenger RNA, 2123 nt
Organism: Toxotes jaculatrix (banded archerfish)
Lineage: Eukaryota; Metazoa; Chordata; Actinopteri; Toxotidae
Product: nuclear factor 7, brain
Exons: 6
Coding region: 186-1586 (466 amino acids)
Molecular function (GO): protein binding; zinc ion binding
Source: RefSeq, a predicted model, not a curated record
AGGAAAACCAAGAGCUCUUGCUACUUCGUGUCAAGAACAAUAGAUAGGUAGCUAGUGCACUCUGAAGAUUUUGGGCGACAGGUUUAACUGGGUACAUUGAAUUAUAGUGUGACAGAGGAAUCAUAAAGGACUUCUGCUGUUUUGAACUGUGGAUUUACCUCACUGCACAUGACGAGCUAAAGAUCAUGUCACUACCAGAGGAGGAUCUUACUUGCCCGGUGUGUUGUGACAUCUUUACAGACCCUGUUUUGCUGUCAUGUAGCCACAGCUUCUGUAAGAACUGUCUGAAGCGUUGUUGGGACACAGGGUUACAUAAAUGUCCAGUAUGCAGGAAAAAAGUCUCCAAGUCCUGUCCUCCCUCCAAUUUGGCUCUGAAAAAUGUCUGUGAGACUGUCCUAAAGGUCCGGAGGCAGAGUUCAAUUCCAGUGGAAGAGAAGACAAACUGUAGUCUACAUGGGGAGAAGCUGAAGCUCUUCUGUGUGGUUGACAAACAGCCCAUCUGUGUGGUGUGUCAGUCUUCUAAACUGCAUAAGACCCACGACUGCUCACCUAUAGAAGAAGCAGUGCUGGACUGCAAGGACGAACUUGCUUUAUCUCUUAAAAUCCUGCAAGAUAAAUUGGACGACCUCAAAAGAAUUCAGAGGACUUCUGCAGACAUGUCCAAGUACAUCAAGAGUCAGGCUCUGGAAACUCAGAGAUUGAUCAAGAGCCAGUUUGAGCAGCUCCAUCACGUCCUCUGCCAAGAAGAGUCAGCCAGAUUGGCAGCUGUGAAAAGAGAAGAAGAAGAGAAGAUUGCAGAAAUAAAGGACAAGGUUAAAGAACUCUCUGCAGAGAUGCUGUCCCUCACAGAGACCAUCUCAGUCAUACAGGAGCAGCUCAAAGAGGACAAAAUGGUUCUGUUGAAGAAUUUUAAAGCCACUCAGGACAGAGGCAAAGGCAUUGUGCUUGAUUCAGACAACAUGUCGGGAUUAUUGAUUGACAUGACCAAGCAUCUCUGCAACCUCAAGUAUAAAGUCUGGGAGAAAAUGCUGGACCAUAUUGACUACACUCCGGUCACUUUGGAUCCAAACACAGCACACCCCUGCCUCAUCCUGUCUGAAAACUUCACUUCCCUCCACUACUCAAAGCAGCCCAGCUGUUGCCCUGACAACCCAGAGCGCUUCCACAUAAGCGCUGAAGUGGUAGCCAUGACCCCGCUUGGUUCAGGAAGUCAUCACUGGGUUGUGGAAACAGGAAGUAAUCAGGACUGGCUCCUGGGCGUGGCCUCUUUGUCUGUACCUAGGAACGCUGAGAUCACAGCACGACCUGAAAAUGGCUUCUGGACUUUGUGUUUCCGAGAUGGAGAGUUCAGGGCGAUGACCUCCCCACCCACCCCACUGACUCUUUCAAGAAUGCCCGAACAAAUCAAAGUGCAACUGGAUUACAACAAAGGGACUCUGUGUUUUUGUGACCCUGCUGAUAACACAGUCAUUUUUGCCUUCAUGCACACAUUCACAGAAACUUUAUUUCCAUAUUUUUAUACACAGAGCACUCAUCCCCUGAGAAUAAUGCCAGAGAAGGUAGUUGUCACAAUAUUGCGUCAGUAAGUGGUUGAAUGACUUAUUAAGUAAAAAAUAGCAUUUCAGUCCUGUUUUGCUAAAUGAAAUGGGUUGACUGGCUGUGUAUUAAUGUCUUUAACUGAAGACAUGGUACUCCAGAAACAUUUGUCUCUCUUCUCUAAGGAAUAGUUUGACAUUUUUGGACACAGCUAUCCUGGCUCUUUCAAAGGGUAACAAAAUCCGCCUUUUAUCACCUCUAAAGGUCACUAGUUAACACAUUAUAUCAAGUUUGUUUUUUGAUAACAAUUCACUGAUCAAAAUGUGCUCUGUAUUGGAGGGGUUUGUAUGGUAAGGUGUUUAUUGUACUCUACACAUGAGGGCGCCAAAGCCUAACAAAUAUCUUGCAGGAUGUGGCGACAGCAGCUUUGAAACAUGCAUCUAAUCGUAAUAGCAGAAAAAAAAAAUUCAAGAACACAAUCAGUUUAUCAGAUUAUGAAAGUAGAAUUUAGAUUUUCCACUUGUUUCCUUAUUAUUGAUGGAUAUUAUUUGUAAAUAAGAAAUUGUCCUGCCUGCUAAAAUUAAAGU